Messenger RNA from Ictalurus furcatus (blue catfish), 3269 nucleotides. RefSeq names its product mucin-5AC. Gene Ontology annotation, molecular function: protein binding. The record is from RefSeq and is a predicted model, not a curated record. The transcript is spliced from 23 exons. NCBI's taxonomy places the organism in Eukaryota, Metazoa, Chordata, Actinopteri, Siluriformes, Ictaluridae. Bases 63 to 3101 code for a protein of 1012 amino acids. Gene Ontology annotation, cellular component: extracellular matrix.
AGAUAAGGUAAAAACUUCUCUCACAAACGACUGUGGGCCUUCAGGGUAUCCACAGAUCAGCCAUGGGGAAGUACAAAGACAAUCGGAAAUGGACCCUCAGCUGGAUCAUACUCGCUGUUGGAAUAAGUUCCACUCAAUCAGCAAAUGGACCAGUCAACGUUCCACCACUGACCAGGACCAUCUCUGGACUGAGUCCGGCUCAUAAUGAACGAGUCUGCAGCACCUGGGGCAAUUCCAACUUCAAGACCUACGAUGGAGACUUUUUCCAGCUCCUGUCUACGUGUAACUACAUCCUGACGUCACAGUGUUCAAGCAGCUACGAGGACUUCAACGUUCAGCUGAGGCGGCAGGUCGUCAAUGGCGAGCCCCUGAUCAGCAAAAUCACUAUGAAGCUGGAUGGCACAGUGGUGGAACUUUCCAACGGUUCCGUCAGCGUGGACGGACAGGAGGUCACUCUGCCGUACAGCCAUUCUGGUGUCCUCAUUGAGACAAACCCCACUUACAUCAAAGUCAUCGCCAAACUGGGACUCGUGGCCAUGUGGAAUAGAAAAGAUGCUUUCUUGGUGGAAUUGGACAACAAGUACAAAAAUCAGACUUGCGGACUUUGUGGUGACUUUAACGGCGUCCAGCUCUACAACGAGUUCAUCAAAAAUGGCGUUGAGAUUUCUCCAUCAGACUUCGCCCAAUUUGCGAAGAUGGAUGCUCCCACCGAGAGCUGCAGUGAAUCAGCACCUCCAUCAGACGACACCUGCAUCAAACUGACGGCAGCCUGUGAGCAGUUGCUCUCAGGCCCGGCUUUCAGUGACUGCAAAGACCUCAUCUCCCUCGACUACUUUAUCAAAGCCUGUGAGUUGGACAUGUGCCAGUGCAGCGGCAACUCCAGCAACUUCUGCCUGUGUGGCACCAUCUCUGAGUAUUCACGCCAGUGUGUGCAUGCUGGAGGAAAGCCGGGCCAGUGGAGGACAGAGCAGUUCUGCCCCAAAACAUGCCCUUAUCCAAACAUGGUGUAUCAGGAGUGUGGAAACCCUUGCAUUAAUACCUGCUCGAAUCCUGACCGAGGACAAGUGUGUGAGGAACACUGCAUCGAUGGCUGUUUCUGCCCUUCAGGUUCGGUCCUGGAUGAUCUGACUGGUCGAGGGUGCAUCGCACAGGAUCAGUGCUCCUGCAUUCACGAUGGUGAAAUCUAUCACACCGGCCAAAACUUCACCAGCAACUGUAAAGAAUGCACAUGUACCUCGAACCAGUGGAGCUGCACUGAGAAAGAUUGUCCAGGUACAUGCUCUGUAGAGGGAGGAUCUCACAUCACCACGUUUGAUGGGAAAUCAUACAACUUCCACGGUGACUGUACAUACAUUCUGGCUGAGCAAACCAACGGCGCUGAGUUUGUGGUUGUAGGAGACCUGGUGCGUUGUGGUUUGACGACCACUGAAACAUGUCUGAAGGCCGUGACCCUGGCUCUGUCUGCCGGAAGCACAGUGUUUAACAUCCAGCCUGACGGAAAGGUCUUCCUCAACCGAAUCUAUUCGCAGCUUCCUGUCUCUACAGCUGGUGUGAAUAUUUUCCGCCCCACCACAUUUUACAUCAUCGUCCAGACGUCUUUUGGGCUUCAGAUGGAGAUCCAGCUCGUACCCAUCAUGCAGGUUUACAUAACUGUGGAUGUGACUCACAAGCAAAACUUACUCGGUCUGUGUGGAAACUUUAACGGCAUCCAAAUCGAUGAUUUCACGACCAUGAGUGGAUCCCGUGAAGGAACCGGUGUUGGUUUUGGGAACAGCUGGAGGACAAGAGCGACCUGUCCUGAAGUAAAGAACACGUUCGAGAACCCCUGCAGUCUCAGUGUGGAAAAUGAAAAAUAUGCUCAGAAAUGGUGCUCCAUGUUGUCAGACCCUAAUGGCGUUUUUGCGUCGUGUCACUCUGAGAUCAGCCCAGAUAUCUACCAAAAGAACUGCAUGUAUGACACCUGCAACUGUGAGAACAGCGAGAACUGCAUGUGUGCUGCUCUCUCAUCUUACGUCCACGCCUGCGCCGCGAAAGGAAUCCUUCUCAGUGGCUGGAGGAGCGAAGUGUGCACGAAAUAUGCUACCAGCUGCCCGAGCACCAUGGUUUAUACCUACGACAUCAGCGCUAGCGUGCAGUCAUGCCGCUGUCACAGUGACCCAGAUUUCACCUGUGCUGUGACCUUUGACCCGGUGGAUGGGUGCGUUUGUGCCGAAGGAACGUAUCUCGACGAUAACGGCAAAUGCGUUCCGCUGAAUCAAUGUUCCUGCUACUACAAAGGGUCUGUGAUUCCUCCUGCGGAAGUCAUCAGCAAGGACGGGACCAUGUGCACCUGUAAGAACGGCAAACUCAGCUGCAUCGGAUCUACCGCCGACGAGCCAUCUUGUUCCUCACCAAUGGUGUUCUUCAACUGCUCUGAUGCUACUCCAGGAUCUACAGGCUCUGAGUGCCAAAAGAGCUGUAACACAUUAGACAUGGCCUGUAUCAGCACGGAGUGUGUCUCAGGCUGUGUGUGUCCUGCGGGACUCGUGUCCGAUGGGGGAGGUGGCUGCAUUGAAGAGGCUCUUUGUCCUUGCGUGCAUAACAGUCAAAUUUACCAGCCUGGAGAAUCCAUCAAAGUAGACUGCAAUACCUGCACAUGCAAGGACAGGAAGUGGCAAUGCAGCACAGAUUUGUGCCACGGGACCUGUACAGUGUAUGGAGAUGGAAAUUACAUCACGUUCGAUGGAAAAAGAUACACUUUUGAUGGAGACUGUGAAUACACUCUUGUCAGGGAUAACUGUGGUCACAGCAAUACCAGCGGCACUUUCAGAGUCAUCACGGAAAACAUUCCCUGUGGAACAACUGGCACCACCUGCUCUAAAGCCAUCAAACUCUUUCUGGGGAGUAACGAGCUCUUACUAACAGAUGGAGGCUAUGAAGUUAUUCAAAGAGAUGGAGGAGAUGAAAUUCCCUACCAGAUCAGCAUUAUGGGCAUUUACAUGGUCAUUGAAGCUAAUAACGGGCUAAUUCUGAUGUGGGACCAGAAGACAAGUAUAUUCAUCAAGCUCAGUCCUAAUUUCAAGGUAAAUAUACAUGCAUGCAGAUUAGUGAAUAAAUAUUAAAUAAUUCAACAGAACGAAGUUAUCAUCGCAACUAUGUUGAUCUCUCAUGACAGGGUGAGGUCUGUGGUCUCUGCGGGAAUUAUGAUGGCAACACAAUCAAUGACUUUACCUUGAGAAACCAAGGUGUGGUAAACAACGCAUUGGAUUUUGGAAACAGCUGGAAGGAGU